Molecule: messenger RNA, 1824 nt
Organism: Lepisosteus oculatus (spotted gar)
Lineage: Eukaryota; Metazoa; Chordata; Actinopteri; Semionotiformes; Lepisosteidae
Source: RefSeq, a predicted model, not a curated record
CAGAGAUUGUUAGAAAUACUUCAUAUCACUUAAUUCUAAGUGAAAUAACAGGCCUUAUCCCUACACUAUUAUGAAACUUAUAUUUGGGUACAACAGUUGCUAAUUAAGUCAUUUUCAUAUUUCAGCAUGAUUACACAUGGCAUGUGUAAGUACGAUUUUUUAUAAUAAAAUCAGGCCACCCAAGUAGAGAGCAAGUUUAUUUUACCUUCGCUUCAUAAACCCCAGAAAUGUAAAUAUCAUUCUAAAACCUCACAGCAAGUCAAUGCAAUGUUCUUACCUUUUUAAGUGUUUUGAACUCCGCCUGCUACGCAGAGUUAAUGAUUAAAGACUCUCCCCAAGUCAGUUUGGAAUUAAAGGGAUGAGCUUUGAGCCCACACUCAGCGUGUCAAUCAUUAAACAUGCAAUUGGACAAUCCCAUUGCUCUCCCUCUCUACAAAGAUAUAUCCUCCAUCGGACAGCAGCGUUCACUGCUCAGUGGAGGAUUCCUGUCUUUUUUAGCCCAGCAACCCUUUCUCGUAAAUUCCUCAGCCUGCCACCACCAGAGCCAUACCAGGGCCAAGCCACAGGGGGAUCCAUACUCCAUGUGGAAAAUGGCACAGGAACAUACUGUAGUACCUAGUUUAAAAUCUCCCUCUAAUUUAUUGAAGCCUCUGUGGGAAAACCAAGGGUUAAGUGCUGACAAGUCAAGCUUGUCUGGAAUCUGAAGUGGGAGGAAAGUGAUUUCAAAUAGUCUUAUAAGCUUUACUGAUGAGAAGGGUUCCAUGUUUCUGGCUUCUCAUCUGCAUUACUUACAAAGGAUUAUUGCCAGAUUGUUUUAAAGUUUAGCUGCUGUGAGCCAUGGAGAACCAGCCUCAGGGAGUCUCAGCCAGACUCUGGCUCCAAGACAGUGAAAUCUGUGAGAGUGAACGAGAAGUACAGAGCCAGCGGUCUGACAGCCUGCCAGCUGAGCCUGCUGUGGAGCAAGGCUUUGAAAGAUGCUUAUACAGGCUGUUUGGACGAGCAACGGCUGAAUACUUUCUGAGGCCCUCCCCUCUGGAGAUGGUGCCCAGCCCCAGGGUUCUCAGAGUUCUGAAGCACAUGGAAGAUCAGGUGAGUGGAGAAGCACUGUGGAGAGCUCUCAGAGAGCAGUCUAAUCUGCAGCUGAUGAAAAUGGAGCCUCUGUCUUUUCAGACCCCCUCGGCCGAGGGUCUGAGGGGCAACCAAGCCUUGAGGAGGCGCCUGCAGAAGUCGCGUCUGGUCAGCCUGAUGUACCGCUCCUGCCAGGUCAGCCAGGACCGCACCAGCCUCCUCCUUUUCAGCAACCCCCUCCCUGACCUCAGUGACCCCUAUGGCAAGGAGGGGCCCCGCAGAUUCCUCUGGGAGGAGGUUUCUCCACAGGAGCAAGAGCGACAGGUACAGAGCACGCCAAGAGCCGGGUUCGCCCAGGCAAGUGAAACGUACAACCCCAGAAAAAUGCCCCUUGGCUCUGUUUGGAGGCGCAUCAGUCCCUCAUAGAGAAAAUCAACAAAUGGUCUCUGCAGUACUGCUUCGUCCAAUGUGAAUAACUGAAUGUAUUAUUUUAUUUUUUAAACCUAAUUUUGUACCUUAAAUUCGUGUUUCACUGCGAACUCACUCUGAGAGGUAGUCAAUUUGGAGAUCAAGAGAGAUAGUCUGAGAAACAGACAAUAAAACAUUUUGCCAUCAUCUUUGAGUCUAUGCCUUUCAGUGCAAUAAAGACCACAGAAAAAUAAGUGACUUGAUAUCAAUAUGUAUUUCCUGAAUGCAUGUAUAUAUUAGAAUAUCAGAUAAUUAUUCAUUUUAAUUACAAAACCACAAUGUGUUUAA